GAGACUUGUUAAUUUGGACAUGCAAACUUUAACCUUUCUUAUAUUCUCUCUAUUCAUCGAACUGAUAUACUGUCUCCGGCUUCUCAGUCCGUCACCAGGUUCUCCUUAUUCUCCAGAUUCCAAUGGCGUUAUUAUGUGGACUGAUUCUGGAGAAGUAACUUCAUUAAAAUUGUCUCUUUGUCAAGGUAUUCCCAACAAUUAUACUUUACUGUCGGUUCUCUUAAAAGACAUUCCAGCCUCAUCAACAACUGCAUGGUUCCAUCUACCUUCCAGUAUGCCAUCGAACGACAUCUUUUUAUUACUGACAGGGAAUGAUACACCAGCAUCUACAGCAACUGUGUCUCUAUAUAUCGAAAACCAUUCUUCCUUCUCUUUCCCUUCUGGUUUCCCUUCUAUAUCUCUUCCUUCUGGUUUCCCUUCUGAUUUAUCUUCUAUACCUUUUCCUUCUGGUUUCCCUGGUGGUACAUCAACUUCUUCAACCUCCAAUACAACUGAACAAUACGAUAAUCAACAAUCAACUUAUACCAAGUUAGGAAUAGGUGCAAUCGUCGGUAUUGUCAUCGGUUCUAUAGCUUUUAUUUUCACUUUGCUUAUUACUAUGAUUCUUAUGCAUCGUCGCACAGUCCGAAGACGGAGAAAAGCUAUACAAAUGCUUCAAAAGGAAAAUAAAACUGGCCCUCGGGUGCCACCGAAACAUCAGCAACCUCAGCAACCAAUGGAAAUUAAUCUCAACGUGGCUGUUCAACCAUCUCAGGAACAACAAUAUCACACAGAAUACAACUACAAUUCAUCACAGCAGUACGAACAACCAUAUCAUUAUACGCCACAAGCUGGACUUGUAACACCUCAUCAACUGUAUUCGGAUUCAGUUACACCAAUUGCUGCAAUGGAUGGUUCACCAUUCGAAACUUAUACCAUGAUUCCUGUACGUGACAAUCAGCUCCAUGAAACAGAUUCACCAUUAACAAACACUUCAUCCAUAUCAGCAUCUACUAUAGUCGCAUCAACGGUAUCUCAAGAAAAACUUGUGCUCAAGCCCAAUCAGGUCACAUCAACAAAACCAGACACUCCGGACAUCCACAACAAGCCAGACGAUGCUACUUCAAAUAACUCUCAUUUCAAUGCAUAUACUCAAAAGCCUCAUAGAAAACAAUGAUACACAAUAAUAUAUAGUUUAAUUUUUUUUUUUUUUUUUUUAGAUAGAAUCACUUGCCUUCAC
This is a messenger RNA of Halteromyces radiatus, 1219 nucleotides long. RefSeq lists its product as uncharacterized. NCBI's taxonomy places the organism in Eukaryota, Fungi, Mucoromycota, Mucoromycetes, Mucorales, Cunninghamellaceae. The record is from RefSeq and is a predicted model, not a curated record. Bases 20 to 1156 code for a protein of 378 amino acids. The transcript has 2 exons.